AUGGGUAACCGACAACUAGUGUUUGUACUCGUGCUAUGGUGUGUCCUUGAUGCACACUUAUUCGAGUUUGUCUACGCUCGCACUUUGAACAGCAUGAUGACAGCUUCAUCCCCAAUGACAGAAAUUACAGGGACGGUCAGAGCGACGCUAUUAACCAGCCUCGAUUAUUCAACUUCGAAUUCCGCGGACGCAGACGUGUCUGAGACUCCAAGUGAGACCGUUGCGGCUACCGCAACUGGGUCAUCCGUGGAUUCAGCAAAUAGUUGCAGCGACGAGGAAGUAGCUCAUCUCACGAAGCUCAACGAGAACAACCUGCAUCUUCAGUCACAAUGUAACACUAGGGCCGGACUGGACUCGUAUGUUUUCCCAUUCAGCGGAGGGCUCAGCUACGAUCAGAUGGUGGCCAUGAGCAUGAUUAUCGAGUGUGAAUACUACUUCCGAGCAGUGCUACUAGUACAGCUCAAAGAAUGUGUCAACGCUAAUGUCUACAUCCGAACAACAGCGGAGACGGUCCUUCAGCUUGCUGUUACUUCAGAAAAUGCACCAACAGAAGCCGAGGUCAAUGAAGCGAUGGCAGUGCGCAAGACCUACAACUCGGCCCUUCGAGAUGGAGACGACGCGGCCUCCUACUCGGCCAUGAGUGGGGCGUCAGCUUUGAGCUGGAAUAUUGAAGGCAACACGAUUGAUACGAUCGAUCCGGCCAACACCACGGGCCAAUUACUACUGAGCACAGAAUUGUAUGUUAUCGGCACUUACUACGCGCCGCCAAAUAUUUCCGCUUCCGCCAUCUCCACAAUACAAGAUGUACGGAUACCAGGACAUAGUACUGACAUCUCUGUGGCUAGUGAGAAAAGAAACUUGUCGUGGCUGGUAGCGUUGAUAUCUGCGUGUACGAGUGUGUUGUUGCACUAG
Messenger RNA from Peronospora belbahrii, 912 nucleotides. The record is from the annotation of a GenBank genome assembly. NCBI's taxonomy places the organism in Eukaryota, Oomycota, Peronosporomycetes, Peronosporales, Peronosporaceae.